AUGUCGAGAUUUGUGAAGAACGUAAAAAAGUGGACCGGCGUGUCUAGGCCGUCCACUCCUGAGCUGAGCCGCAGCCAGUACUCCCUGGUAUCCUGCGGUGAGCUGACGGCAGAGGCCAUCCAGGUCUGGCUGGGGCUGCCGAAGAAGAUCAAGUACGACCCUGAGUUGGCGCCGUUCAGACAACGUUACGAAAAGGAGUUCGGCAACAUCGAGAACAUACUGUUAACCUCGAACGGAUCCGCCCCGGAGACUAAAAGGCUGCCGCUCGUGAAAUCCGCCCCACACCUCAACAACAACCAUGUCAAGACCAGCGCCAACGAAGUCACCGUCAAUUUUAAGGAUCCCGAAAAAAAAGAUGACAACCACGAGAAAAAUGGUGACGGACAUGAGCACGGGUCGACACAGAAAAAGGAAACAAAGAUGGCCAGGGCGAAGCACUAUGUGAAAAUGUCCCUUCUUAUUGCCUGCUGGAUAUUCUUCACCGUAGUUUUCAUGAUGUACAACGAAAAGGAAGACAUAAAAAGAAAUACAUUCGUUGCUCCCGGGGAAAUUAAAAUCUAUGUCCUGAACGUGUCGAGUGGCGAGAUUGCGGUGCUGGUGAAACUGUCGGGACCGUUCCUGCCAGAGCACAUGGAGAAACGUUUCAACUCGUCGGAACUGAUGAGUGCGGAGAAGAUAACGGUGUGGUUGGAGAGGUGGACGCUGAAAUCUGACUACGGAGGGGAUAGAAUAGACGAAUCUGACGUGGAAAGCACAGAGGCCUCAGAACAGUGGUCGGUUCUUCUCCAACCGUGGGGGGAUGUCGACUUCAGCCGAGGGGAGAAACGCUCCACAACCUUAAGGCUGACCUCUAACGCCACCGACGCGAACUCUUCAGCUGUCAUCAUCCGCAUGCAGACCACGUGCAACCAAACCGUCCCUUUCACUCUCAGCUACACUGUGGACCCCGUGGAAGUGGCCAGUGGCGUCACGUACGCCUGCCUACUGCUCUGUGGCCUAUACGUGCUGAUCAUUUUCGAGGUGAUAAACAGAACUAUGGCGUCUAUCAUCGUGGCGUCUUCAUCACUGGCAGUGCUGGCGCUGGUCGGCGAGAGGCCGUCGGUGCCCGAGCUGGUCUCGUGGUUGGACGUGGAGACACUGCUGUUGCUCUUCAGCAUGAUGCUCCUAGUCGCGAUCACGGCCGAGACCGGGAUCUUCGACUUCCUCGCCGUGUUCACGUUUGAGGUGACCAGAGGGAAACUUUGGCCACUGAUAUCCCUGCUCUGCGCCAUCACCGGCCUGCUCUCUACGUUCCUCGAUAACGUCACAACUGUACUGCUGAUGACGCCCGUUACCAUCAGAUUGUGCGAGGUGAUGAAUUUGGAUCCGAUUCCCAUUCUGAUGUCUAUGGUGCUGUUCAGCAACAUCGGUGGGACGGCAACUCCCGUCGGGGAUCCCCCGAACGUCAUCAUUGCCUCGAAUAAAGCCGUUACACAGUCUGGAAUAAACUUCACAAACUUCACCGUCCACAUGACCCUCGGGAUCCUGUUGGUCUGCGUGCAAACCUACUUCCAACUCCGCUUCAUUUACAGAGACACCAGGAAACUGAGGCUGAACGUGCCAAGGGAUAUCCAAGAGCUUCGUCAUCAGAUAUCCAUAUGGCGGAGGGCGAUAGAAUCUCUGCCCCACCUGAGCAAAGACGAGCACGUGGUUAGAGAGAGGCUGGAGAGGAAACUCGCGAAAUUAACUCUGAAACUGGCUGCGUUAGAGAAAGAGAGCACAAAAAGAGUGUUUCCUAAGGAGACCUUUCAUAGUACACUCAUUGACCUGAAGGAAAAGUACAAGAUACGCGACAAGGCGCUCCUCGUCAAAGCAUCAGUUGCUAUAAGCUUUGUCGUACUGGUCUUCUUCCUGCACUCCAUUCCCGAGCUCAACCGCGUGUCUCUGGGCUGGACAGCUUUGCUUGGUGCCAUACUGCUGCUGACGUUAGCGGAUAGGGAAGACCUGGAGCCAAUACUGCACCGAGUAGAAUGGUCCACGCUCUUGUUCUUCGCAUCCCUAUUUGUGCUGAUGGAGGCUUUGUCGAAGCUCGGCCUGAUCGAAUUCAUCGGAGGCCUCACGGAGGCGCUCAUACUGAGUGUAGACGAAAGCGCUCGGCUGGCUGUUGCACUUCUGCUGAUGCUUUGGGUGUCAGGUGUGACGUCGGCCUUCGUGGACAACAUACCGCUCACCACGAUGAUGGUGAGAGUGGUGACUACAUUGGGCUCCAAUCCGCAGUUGGGUCUGCCGAUGGCACCACUGAUUUGGGCUCUCUCGUUCGGCGCAUGCUUGGGCGGAAAUGGCACCCUCAUCGGCGCCAGCGCUAACGUGGUAUGCGCCGGAGUGGCGGAGCAGCACGGCUACCGCUUCUCGUUCAUGCGCUUCUUCAGGGUCGGCUUCCCGGUCAUGAUCGGCCACCUGGUGGUGGCCUCCGUCUACCUCAUCAUCUGCCACUGCGUCUUCACCUGGCAC
Messenger RNA from Iphiclides podalirius (scarce swallowtail), 2490 nucleotides. NCBI's taxonomy places the organism in Eukaryota, Metazoa, Arthropoda, Insecta, Lepidoptera, Papilionidae. The record is from the annotation of a GenBank genome assembly.